CUUGAUGCCAUUUCACCUCUUUUGAUGCAUCUUUUCAGGCAACCAAAGCAGAACUGAUUGGUAGUCUGCAAGCUCCUACUUUUUUUUUUAUUGUUAAGCAGUACUCUAGAAUAUUCUUAGUCUUUCUAGAAUGUGUUCCAGAAUGUUCUCAAUCUUUCUAGAAUAUUCUUGAACCUACUUUAGAAUAUUCUGAAUCAUUCUAGAAAAUUAUUGUAGAUUCUAGAAAAUUCUUGAUACUUCUACAUAUUGUCACGAGAGGGCAAGAUCAUGAAGAUACCCAGACUGAGUCCCAGCGGGAGUGGAGGAUGACGUCACACUACGUCACCUCGCCGGCCGCCUACCCUGGGGCUCGGGAGUAUCACGUGACGUGUAGCAGCCCUGGGAUUGGUGGCGGAACAGUUUGGAGAGACAGAGUGGCGGGAGAGCACUGGUGAGGGAAGAAAGCCCGCGCGUCGCCGACACUGCCUCCUGUACUUGUAUGUGCCUUUGUGAGCUGGAGCGAGGCGUCAAGAAGCCUUCCGAGGGUCGACAAGAGGCCCGGGGUGCCGAGCUACAGCAUAGGACUACUGUGUAGUGUGAGCAACGGAGAAUAGAGGGCCAGAAGCCACAAGUGUGUUUUACUACUCGCCUUCUGAGGGGAGCCAGGGGAGAACACGGAGCGCCGCGGGGUAAGUUCACCGUCACGUAUGCAGGAAGCACCGGACCCUAAAAGUGUAAGUGUGACUGCCCACAGGGUGGUGAAGUUACAAUAUUUCUACUGUAUUCUAGAAAGUUCUAGAAUAUUCUGGAAAUGUUUACAAUGAAUAGAAUGUUCUAAAAUGUUCUAGAAACUUCUAAAAUUGUCUGGAAGAUUUGAGAUUUCCGAAAUGUAAGCAAUUUUUUCUAAAUAUGAUAUUUUUUUCUAGAUCUGAUCAGUUAAAAAAAAUCUUAUUAAAAUUAGAAAUCUUUAGAACAUGUCAUAUUCUUUCUUGCAUUGUUUUAAUUUAUUUGCAAUAUUUCAAAAGCAAUUAGAUAAGCAAUUGAAAUUUUGCAAAGGCCUUUACCUGAUAUGAAAACCAUACUAUAAUGAAAUGAGACAAAAAUGUAAAUUCAUUGUUCUAACUACAAAAGCAAAGUUUUAGGAUUUAAAUAAUCUUUUUUUUUUUCUAUUUUGUUUAGAUGGAAAUAACGAAAAUUAUGGUUUGGGAUCAAGGACAAGAUAAAAGUGAAAUUUUGAUACAUAGUGUAAUAGGUCUCCAUAACAUAUUUAGGAAACUAUAAUGUACUUUUUGUAACUCAGACCAUCACUUCUUUCUUUUUUUUUUUUUGUCUAAUGUGGAAAAGAGAGAGAGAAAGAAAAAAAAAGGUAUAUUCUCAUAUCUCAACACAGGAGAUCGCAAUGUUUUGGGUCUGUCUGCUGAUCGUAAGCUCUACCCACAGACUCAAUAAGCUCUGCCUAUUGGCUCAACUGGAUGGAUGGGAGCGGAGCGGGAGACCGUCUCCUCUUAUUAAAACUCCUUGACCUAACUCAAAGCACGGAGCUGGAAAAGUGUUUCAAAAAUUGAAAACGGCUGCAUUGGUAUUAGUAAAUACUGUAGUGCCCCCAUCAUCUCCACGUCUUUUUUAAAUAUUCCGUGGCACUAUAUAAAUAUAUGUUCAUUUGUGUAAUGAUUGCAUCAGCCCAGAAAAUUAACCCUCUUAAAUAUUCGGCAAGUCAAAUUUCAUAUUGUAUGUUUAAUGUGAGUUAAUUACUCGACUGAGGGUAGUUGAUCACCACAUAAUAACUUUUUUUGUGGUUGACAAUUAAUGUCUCAUUUAACAAGGUGGGAAAACAUUAACCACUCUAACAGGACAUUAUUAAAAAUAACCCCAGGAAGAACAUAUGCUCCUGCAACUAAAUUUUUUCCACAUUACUUGAUCAAUUGCACUAAUGGGAUAAUAGUUCCCAGUGUUGUACAAUAAGGGAGAAUAGAGAGGAAAUUAAAUAGCAAGCCAGACAGCCGAAGGGGACACCGUGAGUGGCUGAGAGGCACUUAGCAUCUUCCGAGAUACGGUAUUCACAAAGAAGUGCUCGGGUUGGUGGGUGGAGGUUGCUAACCUACCUGAGAGUGCUCAUUGGUUGCUGGCGGUGAUAUGUCACUGACUCAACGUGACAUUGUUUACAAACUUUGUUGCCUUGCCAAAAAGUAGCCACAGCCAUUACUCAUCAAAAUCUCCAGUCGUCAGUGUUCCAGUCAUGGCCAGCGAACCGUCAAAAAAAAAUUUAAGACCUUGGUUCACCGACGCCGAGACCAUAGCCUUGAUGGAGGAGGUAAUUCUGUGAUUCGGUGAUUCUGGGAAGGCUAGAAAACAAAAUCACCGCAAAGAAGAAAAUCAAGGCUUGGGAGGAGGUGACUACGUGCGUCAGCACAGGCAGCCGAGUGGGCAGGUCUUCUGAAGAGCACCGUAGGAAGUUUAAGAACCUGAGAAGCCAUAUUAAGAUCAAGGCUGCUGCAGAGCAAUGCCAUGCUGCAGGCACUGGUGGGAGACCUGCGGCCAACAAAACUUACACUGACAUGGAGCUGGUCGUCCAGUGAAUGCUGUCACCCAUAGCAUUUGCAGGACUGCCAAUCCCAGACAGUGAGGGUGCCAUAUUGGGAUUGUCAGGCCACCACAGCCAUUCACUCACAGUGGUGCUGAAACCAUCCAACCCUCUUCUGGUAGUGUUGCUGGGUCUGGAGGGGCCUCUUUAUUUAGUGGUGCUAUGGGGCAGUCAUCUGAAUUAGUAACAGUGGAUGAGGGCACAACUUGUGAAAUCAUCCAUGUUUCAGAUGACUUCAUCCAGUGCUUUCCGGAUCCAGAUGACAUCCAUCCCCCAGCAGCUUUGCAGCUGUCUGCAGCUCUGCCUACACCUCCCCAACCAUCAGCAGCUUUGCAGCCACCUGCAGCUUUGCCUGCACCUCCCUAGCCACCAGCAGCUGUGCAACCAUCUGCAGCCCUGCUUGCCCUUCCCCAUCCACCAGCAGCUGUGCAGUUGCCUGCAGUGCUGCUUGCAUCUCCCCAACCACCUACAGCACCCCAGCCAUCACCACCACCAGUUGUCCAGCAAAAAGUCACAGCAGAGGGCGCACCCAAACUCCUGCAAGUGGUUGCUCAGACCAUGAACUAUUGGUGCAGGUGAUGGAAUCACAGUGAGCUUUCCAAUUCUCCAUGGACGAGGUUGUGAUGGUGCAGCAGGAACAGGGGGAAGCUAUAUGGCAGGGUAUGCAGGUUCUCCAACAGAUUGCAGGGGCUCAGCAACAGAUGGCUGCAGUGCAACAGCAGGCUCUUCAGCAGAUUGCUGCAUCACAGCAGCAAUGUGUUGAACUUCAAAGACAAUUGGUGCAAUUAUGGUUUAAUAACCAGCAGCAGUAAUAUAAACAUUAUUUAUGUAAAUGUUUAGAAUUACAUUAAAAUUCAUGUAAUUUUUGUAAUAUCUGUUAAAUUUAAUUUCAGUUUUUUUACAUAAAAUACUAGUUAUAAGUACUGGACUCCCAGAUUGGGUGUUUAGUACUUAAGGAGGAAAAAAAAAAAAAAAAGCAUGCCUUGGGGUGUGUUGGAGAUCAGUAACCUGCAGCAACUUUUCUGCAUCCUGGCUUAUUGUGCAAUAAUAUCUUGUGAUAAUUCAUUCUGUUUACGAAUAUGGCUAAACCAAAGAGUAUUCAUCUGAGAGUAUUGUGCAGAUCAUGUGCCUCAAGGAACCAGGUCAUUCGGUGAGAGAACUGAACAGUUGGCAGCAUCCAGAACAAGUAUUGGUCAUGGCUGUUCAGGGAGGAGGGGAAUUUUGAUAUGCCUGAACCUAAAAAAACAGUCUGGGUGCCCCUGGAAGAUAAAUAAGAGGGCUGUUACUGUCCUAAAGCAUGCAGUGGCCUUGACAUCAGACUCCACUGCAUGUUUUAAGACAGUAACAACCCUCUUAUUUGUCUUCCAGGGACACCCAGACCAUUUCUUUGGUUCAGGCAUAUCAUGAUUCCUCCUCCCUGAAUUGCUGUGACCAAUGCUUGACUUGUCCUUGAUGCUUCCAACUGUUCACUUAUUUCUUUCACUAAAUGACCUGCUUUCUUGAGGCUCAUGAUCAGAUGAAUACUCUUUCGGUUUAACCGUAUUAGUAAACAGAAUGAAUUAUCACAAUAUGUUAUUGCGUAACAUAUUGCGUAUACACCAAGAUGGGGAAAAGUUGCAGGUUACUUCUCUCCAACAUGCCCCAAGGAAUGCUGAGGGGAGGCUGUGAGUCAGAUGAAUACUCUUUCAGUUUAACUGUAUUAGUAAACAGAAUGAGUUAUCACAAUAUGUUAUUGCAUAAUAAUACACCAUGAUGGGGAAAAGUUGCAGGUCACUUCUCUCCAACAUGCCCCAAGGCAUGCUGAGGGGAGGCUGUGAGUCAGUGGUGUGAAGCUGAGGGAUGCAGUGACGUCAUGGCAGGGCCUGCUACUUUAGGCUAAAAUGGUUCACUCUCAAGAGGACAAUGCUUUUUUGCCAUAAAUAUUGGACCCCCAGCCAAGGGGUUCAAUACUUAUGUUUAGUACUGUAUGUUUUAAUUUCUUCCUUUAGUCAUGCCUAGAGUACCUUGUUUUUAUUUGUCAUUUCUUAUUUCUUAUAUUUUCUCAUUUCUUUGUGCUGUGAUUCAUGCUAGUGAUACUACACUGUGAUAUCUACAAUGCCUUAGUAUUACUUAAAGUACAAAUAUAAGGUCAGAUUGUUGUGUGGUUACCUGUGGGGCAUUCUUAUACAUAUGUUUAUUUACCUUUUCUAACUUUACAGGCCCUGAGGUAUACUCAUAUUUGUUUAUAUGUGUGUUAUUCUUAUUUUUAUGUUUCUUUUUCUUUGUACCUCUUGUGUUUCCAAAGGCUUGGGUACUUGAUAAUUAUUAUUUAUUUAUUUAUUUUUUCAUAAAUUAAAUCUACAGCACUUUUUGUACCAAUUUGUAUUAUUCAUACCUAAUAUUUGCAAGCUUUUUCAUUCUGAGAUUAAAUAAAAUGUUGCAGUGA
Messenger RNA from Scylla paramamosain (green mud crab), 4985 nucleotides. RefSeq lists its product as uncharacterized. The coding region runs from base 2754 to 3122 and encodes 122 amino acids. NCBI's taxonomy places the organism in Eukaryota, Metazoa, Arthropoda, Malacostraca, Decapoda, Portunidae. The record is from RefSeq and is a predicted model, not a curated record. The transcript has 5 exons.